This is a messenger RNA of Lemur catta (Ring-tailed lemur), 8245 nucleotides long. RefSeq names its product zinc finger protein 646 (gene ZNF646). Gene Ontology annotation, biological process: regulation of transcription by RNA polymerase II. Gene Ontology annotation, cellular component: nucleus. The coding region runs from base 1784 to 7132 and encodes 1782 amino acids. Gene Ontology annotation, molecular function: RNA polymerase II transcription regulatory region sequence-specific DNA binding; DNA-binding transcription factor activity, RNA polymerase II-specific. The record is from RefSeq and is a predicted model, not a curated record. The transcript has 2 exons. NCBI's taxonomy places the organism in Eukaryota, Metazoa, Chordata, Mammalia, Primates, Lemuridae.
CCUCUGCGACCUACGUGGGCGGAGCCAGAGUCGUGCCGAGCUAGAACCCAGAGCCGGAAGUGAGUCUCUGUCGAAAGGCUGCUUGGAGGCGGGACAGGAAGUGUUCCCAAGGCGGAAGUUUCUCGGGGAAGCUUUUGCACCAAGGACACUUCCUGUUUCCUAGUAACAAUAGGAAGUGUAGUGUCCGCGGAGCUGGGGGUAGACUCCUGGCUCGUGCCAGCUGCGCCCUCUUCCCUCUCCUUGUUUCCUCUUUCCCCUUCCCCUUCUCCUUUCCGUCUUUUCCUCCCCUCCCGCCUCCCGGGAACCCUGGCAGAGUGUGCCUGUGUGGGAGCGCGAGAGCCCCCCCCCCCAGCCGCCCCUUGGGGCGCGCGGCUGCAGUUAGGGUAAGCGUCCCAGUGCGCAGGCGCACUCUCGUUCAGGGUCCCCAACGGACGCGCCCGCGGCGGGAACAGAAAGGGCAGCCGAUGAGAGGUAGGGGGUCCUCAGAGGAAAUUAGCAGAGGAGAUAAGUGAGGUCAGAGAACUUCAUUGGUGGUUGAUUAUGGGCGGGGACUCUUUGUGAGGUGAGAGUUCGGAGGGGCAGGUUCAGUGAGGAGGUUUAGAGUCGGGGAUAGCAAUUGUGUUGGGGUCCCAUGGGCAUGAAGAGUCAAGAGUUGGAGAAGGACAAGGUGAUGCCGGUGGCACCAGGGGCUGCUAUUGACAGAGCAACGGCUUGGAAUGAAGACUGCCUCAGUGGGUUUGCUUAUGUGUAAACUGCGGUAACAGGCAUUGCAGUGUAUUGUGAGGAUUAAGUGACACAAAUAAUAUAUUUUACUUAGCACAGUGCCUGGCACAUGGUAAUACUCAGCAUGAGUUCCUGUUAUCAUCAUCAGUAUUAAGAGAGGGGGCAGAAGAGAAAAUGAGAAAGGGUGAUGAGGGUAAGGUAAGAAGCCAUGGGAGAGAAAAAGGUAGGCAAUGAAGUGAAAGUCCACCUUGAAAUGGGAUGGGAUUUCCAAGAUGAAAGAUAGUUGGGUUCGGAGGAAGUAGGUAAAGGGAGUGGCCAAGAGAGUCUUUCGGAAAGGAGGCCUUGUGAUGCUGAAAAGACUAGGACAGGCAGGGGAACAAGAUAGCCCUUUCCCUGAAGGGAACCUCUAACCUUUCCUCUCAGGUCCUCAGUUGUCAACUGGAGAAAGUAUCUGCUUUUUCAGUACUUCUAGGCUACUCUAUUUAGCGGAAGGGUGAAGGAGGAAGGAUUGGACUUCUCUUGUUGAAAGGUCUAAAAAAGGUUCUGGUUUCCUUGUAAGAUAUCGCAGGAAAUUUUGUUUCAGAAUUAUAGAGAGCACAGGGUUAGGGACAGUAAUACUUUCUGGAUCUGGUCUGAGGAACAUGAUAAUACAUGAUCUGUGAUCAGAAGUAGGUUUCUUAGGACAAACUAGGGUGGGCAUUAAAAACAUUUUAAAAAUAAAAAGAAGUAGGUUUCAUCCCUUGGUUUCCUUAUCUAUACUUCUAGGGAUGGCUUAAGCCUAAGUAGGUCUCUUUUGGGGGAGCUUAUGCACAGGGAGGCCUUAAAUGGUGGUGCCUCCCGGUUAGAUGUAGUAGAAAGCAGGUUCCUUGGACACUGAUGCUUGGGAAACCUCUCAGUAGCCUCAGAUGAACUUGUUGCUCAGAGAGCCAAGAGGCAAGGUUAAUUCAGGUCUUCCUUUUGACCACUGCCCCCUCUUCCUAGGCCUUAAUCCCUUCAUCAGAAGAAGAUGCUGCUGCCACCUGUCUACUCCUGAACUUUCAGGUUUCUGCCACGUUGCCCCAUGGAGGACACGCCCCUCUCACUCAGCUGCGCCGACUGUCAGCGCCACUUUCCUAGCCUCCCGGAACUGUCAAGGCACCGAGAACUGCUCCAUCCAUCUCCCAACCAGGACAGUGAGGAGGCUGACAGUGUCCCUCGGCCCUACCGUUGUCAACAGUGCGGGCGGGGCUACCGUCACCCAGGGAGCCUAGUCAACCACCGCCGGACCCACGAGACUGGCCUUUUUCCCUGUACCACUUGUGGCAAGGACUUCACCAAUCCCAUGGCUCUCAAGAGCCACAUGAGGACUCAUGCUCCUGAGGGCCGCCGCAGGCGCAGACCCCCACGUCACAAAGAAGCCACUCCAUGCCUCCAGGGUGAGACAGUGCCUGCUAACUCUUGGGGCCAGAGGCUUGGCCCUGGGGAAGGCUGGGAAAACCAGACAAAACAUACCGAAGAGACACCUGACUGUGAGUCUGGCCCUGACCCCAGGGCAGCUUCGGGUACUUGGGAAGAUCCACCCAUUGGACAAAGAGAAGGCUGGGAAAGCCAGCCAGAUCCUGGGGAGGUUGCAGAGGGCUGGGGGCCUGCCACCAACUCUGCCAGAGCCCCACCUCUCCCCACCCCAGCCAGCAGCCUUCUUAGCAAUUUAGAACAGUACUUGGCUGAAUCAGUAGUGAACUUCACAGGAGGCCAAGAGCCCACUCAGUCCCCUCCUGCUGAGGACGAGCGGCGGUACAAGUGCAGUCAGUGUGGCAAGACCUACAAGCAUGCUGGGAGCCUCACCAACCAUCGCCAGAGCCACACCCUGGGUGUCUACCCUUGCGCCAUCUGCUUCAAGGAAUUCUCUAACCUCAUGGCUCUGAAGAACCACUCACGACUCCAUGCCCAGUAUCGACCUUACCACUGUCCCCACUGCCCUCGUGCUUUCCGGCUCCCCCGGGAGUUGCUAGAACACCAGCAGUCCCAUGAAGGUGAAAAGCAGGAGCCACCAUGGGAAGAGAAAGGGAUUCCCACCACCAAUGGGCACAUAGAAGAGAGCAGCCCAGACCAACUCCGUAGUACACAGAUGCUGAACGGCUCCGGGGAACUGAGCACUUCUGGGGAGCUAGAGGACAGUGGCCUGGAAGAAUACCGGCCUUUCCGCUGUGGGGACUGUGGGCGUACUUACCGCCAUGCUGGGAGUCUCAUCAACCAUCGAAAGAGCCACCAGACAGGUGUCUAUCCCUGUUCGAUCUGUUCUAAGCAGCUGUUCAAUGCGGCUGCCCUCAGAAACCACGUGCGGGCUCACCACAGACCCCGGCAAGGAGUUGGGGAAGAUGGUCGGCCAUCAGUGCCGCCAGCUUCCCUGCUGCUGGCUGACACUGCCCACAAAGAGAAAGAGGUCCCCACCACUAUGCUGGACCAUCGGCCCUAUAAGUGCAAUGAGUGUGGUCGGGCUUACCGCCACCGAGGGAGCCUGGUGAACCAUCGCCACAGCCAUCGGACAGGGGAGUACCAGUGCUCACUCUGUCCCCGCAAGUACCCCAACCUUAUGGCCCUGCGCAACCAUGUGCGGGUACAUUGCAAGGCUGCUCGCCGAAUUGCAGACCCAGGAACUGAGGGUCCUCCCUGCCACCUCAAGGUGGAACUCCUACCUGACCCAGUGGGAGCAGAGGCAGCCCCACACACAGAUCAGGAGCAUGUGUGCAAACAUGAAGAGGAGACCACUCACAUCCCCCCAGUAGCAGAUAGGAGAGCACCACAGAUAUGUAGCAUCUGUGGGAUGCUGUUUGAAGACACCAAGAGCCUUGAGCAUCAUGGCCUGACCCAUGAGGAAGGGGAAAAUAGCAGGACAGAUACCAAGGUGUUGCCUUCUCGGGCAUUUGCCUGCCGAGACUGUGGAAAGAGCUAUCGCCACUCUGGUAGCCUUAUCAACCAUAGGCAGACCCACCAGACAGGGGACUUCAGCUGUGGGGCCUGUGCCAAGCACUUCCACACCAUGGCUGCCAUGAAGAACCAUUUGCGACGCCACAGUCGGCGGCGGAGCAAGCAGCACUGGAAGCAGGCCGGCAGUGCUGAUGCGGGGGGAGAAGGCAAACUCCCGUUGGGGAAGAACUGGGCCCACGAGUUGGAAGACAAUGAGAGUCUGGACUCUCCCCAAGACCCUUCAGGGGAAAGUCCUUGUGGGGCCGAAGGGGAAAGUAGUAGGGACUGUUUGCAGGCUGAAUCUAAAGGGGACAAGUGUGGGCUUGAGAGGGAUGAGUCCUGUUUCCAGGGUGAUAAGAAGAACAGAGGCACUGAGGAAGGACUGGAAAGGAAGGAGGCCUGUUUCCUUGACAACUUGGAUAUUCCAGGCGAUGAAGGAAGCAACGGGACUCGCUUCUGCGAUGGCCUCACUGGGGUGGACAAAGACCAGAAACCACUCACUGGCCAGCCCCAUCCCUCUUCCUGCUCUGCGGAAGCUGUUGCCAGCUGGCAGGCUGAGGAUGCUUACACAUGUUCUGACUGUGGGCAUUCUUUCCCCCAUGCCACUGGCCUGCUGAGCCACAGGCCCUGCCACCCACCAGGCAUCUAUCAGUGCUCCCUCUGCCCAAAGGAGUUUGACUCUCUGCCUGCCCUACGCAGCCACUUCCAGAACCAUGGGCCCGGGGAGGCAGCCUCAACACAGCCUUUCCUCUGCUGCCUCUGUGGCAUGAUCUUUCCCGGGCGGGCAGGCUAUAGGCUUCACCGGCGCCAGGCUCACAACUCCUCUGGCAUGACUGAGGGAUCAGAGGAGGAGGGCGAAGAGGAAGGAGCAGCAGAGGCUGCCUCUGCCGAGAGCCCACCACUGCAGCUCUCAGAAGCAGAGCUGCUGAAUCAGCUGCAGCGGGAGGUGGAGGCGCUGGAUGGAGCAGGUUAUGGGCACAUCUGUGGCUGCUGUGGUCAGACCUAUGAUGACCUAGGGAGCCUGGAGCGUCACCACCAGAGUCAAAGUUCUGGGCCUAGCACAGACAAGGCUCCCAGCCCCUUGGAAGCGUCAGGUGAUGCCACAGAGAUGGUUGCAGGUGGUGUCUUGAAGGGCGCAGUGACCUCUGUCUCUGGAGAGGAUGGAGACACGAAGUCUGAAGAGGGAGUAGGUGCCACAGUGGCCAACAGCUUCUGUGUGCAGGGUGGUGAAAGUUUGCUGGAGGCUCAGCCCCGCCCCUUCCGCUGCAACCAGUGUGGCAAGACUUACCGCCAUGGGGGCAGCCUGGUGAACCACCGUAAGAUCCACCAGACUGGAGAAUUCAUCUGCCCCGUCUGCUCCCGCUGCUACCCCAACCUGGCUGCCUACCGUAAUCACCUACGGAACCACCCUCGCUGCAAAGGCUCAGAGCCCCAGGUGGGGCCCAUUGCAGAGGCAGGAGGCAUCAGCGAGCCCCAGAAUGUAGCAGAGGAGGGGCCAGGGCUGGCAGAAGUAGACAAGCUGCAGGAAGAACUUAAAUUGGAGCCCCUGGAGGAGGUGGCAAGAGUGAAAGAGGAGGCAUGGGAGGAGACCACCGUGAAAGGAGAGGAGACAGAACCAAGGCUAGAAACCGCAGAGAAGGGCUGCCAGACUGAGGCCAGCUCUGAGCGACCCUUCAGCUGUGAGGUGUGUGGCCGGUCCUACAAGCAUGCUGGCAGCCUCAUCAACCACCGGCAGAGCCACCAGACUGGCCACUUCGGCUGCCAGGCCUGCUCCAAGGGCUUCUCAAACCUCAUGUCCCUCAAGAACCACCGGCGCAUUCACGCAGAUCCCCGCCGUUUCCGCUGCAGUGAGUGUGGGAAGGCCUUCCGCCUUCGGAAACAGCUGGCCAGCCACCAGCGGGUGCACGUUGAGCGGCGUGGGGGUACCCGAAAACUGACUCGGGAAGAUCGGCCUUUUCGGUGUGGGCAGUGCGGACGGACCUACCGCCACGCUGGCAGCCUCCUGAACCACCGGCGCAGCCAUGAGACAGGCCAGUACAGCUGCCCCACCUGCCCCAAGACCUACUCCAACCGCAUGGCACUGAAAGACCACCAAAGGCUGCACUCAGAGAGCCGGCGGCGACGGGCUGGACGGUCCCGGCGGUCGGCUGUGCGCUGUGCCCUCUGUGGCCACGGCUUUCCUAGCCGGGGAUCUUUAGAGCGGCACCUGCGAGAGCAUGAGGAGAAGACAGAACGGGAGCUGGCCAGUGGUCUGGGGGGCCCAAAUGGCACAGAGGGCAGUGAGGGGAACCUGGCCAAUGACCAGGUUCUAGGGGGCCGAUCAGGUGGAGUUGAGUCAGUACCCCAGCUGGAGGACAGAGCCGUGAGGCCAGGGGAGCACAGUCAGCGCCCCGUCAGGGCAGCAGAUUCAGAAGCCACAGAGUCAGUGUCCUGGGGCAGGGGGAAGGCAGAUGGGUGGCAAGGAGACAGGGGACUGGUGAAUCACGAAGGAAGUUGGGUUUCUCAGAGUCAGGUACUGACCAAGCCAGAUGAGUCAGAGGACAGUGUCCCCCAGAGUCCUUGCCACCUUGGUGACACCCAGUCCAAUGGACCUAGUCUGAGUCACAUGGGUAGCUGGGACAAUGGAGACAACAGCUCUCAGCUUCAGCCAGAGAGCCACCCCUCUUCCUGCAGCCUAUGUGGCAAGACCUAUUGCCAGUCUGGUAGCCCCUUGAACCACCAGAAUACCCACAGGGCAGCCCGACACUAUUGCCUGCUCUGCUCCAAGGAGUUCUUGAAUCCUGUGGCCACUAAGAGCCACAGCCACAACCACAUAGAUGCCCAGACCUUUGCCUGCCCUGACUGUGGCAAGGCCUUUCAGUCCCACCAUGAACUGGCCAGCCACCUGCAGACUCAUGCUGGGGACCACAGUCAGGUGCCAGCCCAGACAGAGGAGGCUAGAGGUCCCAAAGCUGGGACUGUGGAGGACAAGAUGAGUCUUACUGGUCAAGGGAAAGCCCAAGAGGCCCCAUCAGAAAUCCCCAGACCCUCAGGAGAGAAUGCUGAGAGAGCUAGUGGAGGACAAGGAGCAAAGUCCACAGUGGCUGAAGACAAGGAGCGGCCCUUCUGCUGUGCCCAGUGCGGGCGCUCCUACCGCCAUGCUGGCAGCCUGCUGAACCACCAGAAGGCCCACACCACAGGACUGUAUCCCUGCUCCCUGUGCCCCAAACUUCUACCCAACCUGCUUUCUCUUAAGAACCAUGGCAGGACCCACACGGACCCCAAGCGUCACCGCUGCAGUAUCUGUGGCAAGGCCUUCCGGACAGCUGCCCGACUGGAGGGCCAUGGGCGGGUCCAUGCACCCCGGGAGGGGCCUUUCACCUGCCCCCAUUGUCCCCGCCACUUCCGCCGCCGAAUCAGCUUCCUGCAGCACCAGCAGCAGCACCAGGAAGAAUGGACAGUGGCCAGCUCUGGAUCCAACUAAACCACCCUUCCCACCUUCACCCCCGCUGUGCACCUUUACCAGGAGGACUGAGUCACAGAUAAUUGUUUCUUUGAAGCCCAGGCCCAGCUGUAGCAACAACAGUCAUUAGCCCCUGUCUCACAUCUCCUAUCAGAGGGAUCUCCUGUAGAGUGGCCUCCACCCUGCCCUGUUGCAGAGCGGCUGUGGAGGAGUGGGGCAGCCUGCGCCUUCUGCAAGCAGGGGGCGUGCUCUCUCCGCGGACCCAUUCCAUCUAGCAGCCCCCAGGGGUGGGUGUACCUGAGUCGGUGGGCCCUUGACCAGCACUCGUCAGGGAAGGAGGGAUGGUGGGUGAGAGUCCCCUGAGAGCUAAGCGAUGGCUUUCAUGAUAAAAAGAUUUCUUGUGACCUCAAGGGAAAUGAUUGAGGAGCCAGGUAGCCACAGCUGGGAAAAUAAUUGGGAGUCCUAGGAUUCCCAGGUUCUCCAACAGGCCUCUGGGGCCAUGUGUGGGCAGGGGGGAGUGGCCCACAGGGCUGGUGGCGGGGUUACAAGCUGUGCAGGGUCUGCCCCUCAGUCAGUGACGUCUCUCUCUCCCCAGGAGCCCCAGUGGCACCAGCGGCGGGCAAGGGGGACUUGUCUUUGCCCCAUCCACCCACCCCCAUGACCCCUCUCCUGGACCCUUCACCCCAGUGGCCUGCAGACCUCAGCUUCUCCCUCUGAACUUCAAGUCUCCAAAGAUCAGAAUAUUGGGGGGGGGUGCAGGCAGGGAGGGGCUUGGUCUCUACGUUUCGCUCAGGAGUAGUUUGGGCAUCCCCAUCUCUCCUCUCCUUGUGUGAAGAGGACCCGACUCUGGCUUCUUUCCCACGAAGGGGGUGGGGCGUUCCUCAUGUCCCUGUCCUUGAAGGACCUUCUUCCCCCAGCCUUUGUCACCAUGCUCUUCCUGGUGCCGGCCUCACCAGCCAGAUUCCAACACCAGGGAGAGGCCGAUUCAGAGCGCCAUGGGUGGGAAUGUUGCCUGUGGAAGGAGAGACUUUUGCUACAAUUUGUAACUUAUUUUUUAAAGUCUAUUUUGUAACAAUUUAUUUAAGUUUUAAAAAAAGGAAAAUUGCUCCCCCCAAAAAAACAAAUUUUCAAAAC